Toxotes jaculatrix (banded archerfish) is the source of this 2205-nucleotide messenger RNA. It is a transcript of the gene rgs11, whose product is annotated as regulator of G protein signaling 11. The record is from RefSeq and is a predicted model, not a curated record. Bases 125 to 1546 code for a protein of 473 amino acids. The transcript has 17 exons. Gene Ontology annotation, biological process: regulation of G protein-coupled receptor signaling pathway; intracellular signal transduction; G protein-coupled receptor signaling pathway. NCBI's taxonomy places the organism in Eukaryota, Metazoa, Chordata, Actinopteri, Toxotidae.
CCGGGCCGCCUGAUGGAAGGGGGAAAAAAAAGGAAACGGUGGUGCACUCUCUGCCGCGCGCUCCCGACUCCACUUCUGUCUUGCACUUUACCGUCCCGUCGAGUGAUCCCAAGCAGCCUGCAAGAUGACCAUCAACACCAUGGCUAAAGGAGGCUGGCACCGGGAACAAAUGGCAUGCUUUCGAAAGAUGGAGAAAGUGAUUGUGGCCAUGCAAGACCCUGACAUGGGCAUGAAGAUGAGAAACCAGAGGCUCCUUAUCACUAUCAUUCCACAUGCCAUGACAGGCCAUGAUGUAAUUGACUGGUUGAUCCAGAAAUACAGCAUCUGCGAGGAGGAGGCUCUGCACCUUGGUGGCAUUCUGGUGAGAUACGGUUAUAUUUACCCUCUCAAGGAGCCGAGAUCUCUUGUGUUACGAGCUGACGAGUCGCCCUACCGCUUCCAGACUCCUUACUUCUGGACUAGUACCCGAUGGCCUGCCUCAGAACUGGACUAUGCAAUCUAUUUGGCUAAAAAGAACAUAAGAAAACAAGGAGAACUGAUGGAAUAUGAAAAGGAGAGGUACAGUUUGUUGCACAAGAGGAUCAACCACACCUGGGACUUUGUGGUGAUGCAAGCAAGAGAGCAACUCAGGGCGUCCAAACAGAGGAGGAAGGCAGACCGCAUUGUUCUAGAAUGUCAGGAGCAGGCGUACUGGCUCAUCAACAGACCCCCGCCUGGCUCACAUAAUGUAUUGGAUAUGGGUCUAGAGAAACCAAAUAACUUCAGCUUGCGAGUUACACUGAACAGUGACUACUACAAAAGAGAGAUUGAAUCCUGUCGAAGGGCCCUCGGAAGAAACCGUGUAAAGUCAUCCAUCUGCCUAGAAGGUUUUGUGAAAUACAGCGAGCAGUACCAGAACCAAGAUCCCAUUAUGCAAGGCUGCCUUCCCAGUAACCCCUGGAUCUCUGACGACACCGCACACUGGACAAUGAACGCAGAAGUGGUGCCCACCCCAACACGUCUUCGAGUGGAGCGCUGGAGCUUCAGCUUCAUGGAGCUUCUGAAUGACGCCAUGGGGAGACGGGAGUUCAUGACCUACCUGGAGAAAGAGUUUAGUGCGGAGAACCUAUGCUUCUGGCAGGCCUGUGAGGAUAUUAGACAUGGAGAAAGUUCCAAGAUCAUAGAGAAAGUGGAGGAGGUCUACAAAAACUUCCUGGCCCCUGGAGCUGCCCGCUGGGUCAACAUCGACAGUAAGACGAUGGAUAAAACUCUGGAGGGGAUCAAACACCCGCAUCGUUUUGUUAUGGAUGACGCACAAAUGCACAUCUACUUCCUGAUGAAAAAGGACUCCUACCCAAGAUAUCUCAAGUCUGACCUAUACAAGAACAUGCUGGCCAAAGCUGUUGUCCCACAGGAGACUAAAAAAAGCGUGUUCCCCUUCAUGAGACGCCAGCGGCACUCUAGCCCCUCCCCCGCUCAGGCAGUCACCCAGGCGACGGAAGAAGAUGGGCGUGCCAAAGGGGCUGGGCAAGCAGGUACCAACUCUGCAGCCGGCUCCCAUGUCUGAUGCUGGGCCAAAAAAGAAAAAAAGAACAAAAAAAAAAAAACAUGUCAGACUCAAUCGCCUCCAUCUCCAUUGUCUCUCUUGGUCACCAUAGUAACCGUCCAAGGAGUUCUCUCUGCUUAUUGUUUCAUCUCAAACUGAGUUAAAAGCCAGAGCUUUUCUUUCCCUGCUGUAACACUACCAUGGCUAGGAUUUCAGCAUAGAGCUCCCUCUCAGAGCACAGUUGUUAAUGCAUAUCUCAGCAGCAUCACUUCUUAUUCACAGAGCACGAGCAAUGGACAGCAGAGAAAAAGCAACAGCUACAGCCUUUACUGCUGCAUAUUCACCCUGCAUCUACUGUACAUCAGAUCUCAGUCCACCUAGUCUCAGUCUUCCUGUCUCCCUCAAUAGCUUUUAUUUAGAAUCUACUUCUGUCUCUUACAAACAGUUUUAUCUAAAGGGGUUGUCUAUAGAGGAUAGAGAAGUAAAAUAUGUAUAUAGUCAGAAAUUUGCCUAAGCAUGUCUGUGAUUCUCGUACAGUUUUCUUGUUUCCUUCAUUCCAUGCUGGAGCUUCACAUUGUGACUGUUGUUGCUGUUGAUUGUGUUUGAGCAUGUUUCCAUCCCAAUAAAGUGUCACGACAGCAUUCAGCGUUGUGCUCUCAGCUCUGCAUGCUGUGGUCAGC